CAUGUUGGGCAUUGCUAUGCUUGGUCCCGCGCCACCUCCGCCCCCCGCGGCUCGCCUCCAGCCCGCCCCUCUGCCCCGCCGGAGAGGAAACAAAGUGCUGCGAGCGGGAGACUCGGCGGCGGCGGCGCGUGGACCCAGCUCGGCCCUCCCGAUCACUCUGGCCCCGCAUCUUAUCUAGUGCGUGCUUGUGUGUGUGUGCGCGUGCCCGCGCGUGUUUUCUUACAAAGGGCAUUUUACGACUGAUUGGUUCGCAGCCCUCCCUCUUUGCCCUUUGUGCUGUAAUCCGGCUCCCUCCAUCCAGGUGCUUCUUCCUCCCCUCUCCGGCCUCUGCACGAUCGCGGGUCGCCGGUGUGUGCCUGCGAUCCCCGCCUCGCUCCCUUCAGCCCGCUGCGUGUCCCUGCUCUGCCCCCGGCCUCCCCGCUCUCCCCGCAGAUCGCCCCGCCGCCCGCCAUGGCGACCGCGACCCCCAUGCAGUCGCGGACCAGCAGCCGCGUUAGCGGCCCCGCCACGCCGCUGAGCCCCACGCGGCUGUCGCGGCUGCAGGAGAAGGAGGAGCUGCGCGAACUCAACGAUCGGCUGGCGGUGUACAUCGACAAGGUGCGCAGCUUGGAAACGGAGAACAGUGCGCUGCAGCUGCAGGUGACGGAGCGCGAGGAGGUGCGCGGCCGGGAGCUCACCGGCCUCAAGGCGCUCUACGAGACCGAGCUGGCAGAUGCGCGACGGGCACUGGACGACACGGCCCGCGAGCGCGCCAAGCUGCAGAUAGAGCUGGGCAAGUUCAAGGCCGAGCACGACCAGUUACUCCUCAACUAUGCCAAGAAGGAAUCGGAUCUGAAUGGAGCCCAGAUGAAGCUUCGCGAGUAUGAAGCAGCACUGAAUUCUAAAGAUGCAGCUCUGGCUACUGCCCUGGGUGACAAAAAAUGUUUAGAGGGAGAAGUGGAGGACCUGAAGGAUCAGGUUGCCCAGUUGGAAGCCUCCUUAACUGCGGCCAAGAAACAACUUGCUGAUGAAACUUUACUUAAAGUGGAUUUGGAGAAUCGCUGCCAGAGUCUGACUGAAGACUUGGAGUUUCGUAAAAACAUGUAUGAGGAGGAGAUCAACGAGACCAGAAGGAAGCACGAAACUCGCUUGGUGGAGGUGGACUCUGGGCGUCAGAUUGAGUACGAGUACAAGCUGGCUCAGGCCCUGCAUGAGAUGAGAGAGCAGCACGAUGCCCAGGUCAAGCUGUACAAGGAGGAGCUGGAGCAGACUUACCACGCCAAGCUCGAGAAUGCCAGGCUAGCAUCAGAGAUGAAUACUUCUACUGUCAACAGUGCCAGGGAAGAACUGAUGGAAAGUCGUAUGAGAAUUGAGAGCCUUUCAUCUCAGCUUUCUAACCUACAGAAAGAGUCUAGAGCAUGUUUGGAGAGGAUUCAAGAGUUGGAGGACUUGCUUGCUAAAGAAAGAGACAACUCUCGGCGCAUGCUGUCUGACAAAGAGAGAGAGGUGGCGGAGAUCCGGGAUCAGAUGCAGCAGCAGCUGAGCGAUUACGAGCAACUGCUUGAUGUAAAGUUAGCCCUGGACAUGGAGAUCAGUGCUUACAGAAAACUCUUAGAAGGUGAAGAAGAGAGACUGAAGCUCUCGCCAAGCCCUUCUUCCCGUGUGACCGUGUCACGAGCAUCCUCCAGCCGCAGCGUGCGCACGACUAGAGGAAAACGGAAGCGAGUCGACGUGGAAGAGUCGGAGGCGAGCAGCAGUGUUAGCAUCUCUCAUUCCGCUUCAGCCACUGGGAACGUCUGCAUCGAAGAGAUAGAUGUUGAUGGAAAGUUUAUCCGCUUGAAGAACACUUCUGAACAGGAUCAACCAAUGGGAGGCUGGGAGAUGAUCAGAAAAAUUGGAGACACAUCAGUCAUUUACAAAUAUACCUCAAGAUACGUGCUGAAGGCAGGCCAGACUGUUACAAUCUGGGCUGCAAACGCUGGUGUCACAGCCAGUCCUCCGACAGACCUCAUCUGGAAGAACCAGAACUCCUGGGGCACUGGUGAAGAUGUGAAGGUUAUACUGAAAAAUUCUCAGGGAGAGGAGGUUGCUCAGAGAAGUACAGUCUUUAAAACAACCAUACCUGAAGAGGAAGAGGAGGAGGAGGAAGCAGCUGAAGUGGCUGUCCAGGAAGAAUUCCGCCCACAGGGAGCCCCGAGAGCAUCUGAAAGAAGCUGUGCAAUUAUGUAAACUUCUCAAGUCAACUGUCUUCCUUGAAAUAAAAAAAAGUAUGGUAAUCCUUACCUACAUACAGUGCAGAGCCUUCUCCGAAGCACAGAAUAUUUUUAUAUUUCCUUUAUGUGAAUUUUUAAGCUGCGAAUAUGAUGGCCUUAAUUUCUUUUUUUGACACUGAAGUUUUGUAAAAGAAAUCAUAUCCAUACACUUUGUUGCAAGAUGUGAAUUAUUGACACUGAACUAACUGUACUGUUUGGAAAGGGUCCCUCAAAUUUUUUUGGCAUUUUUUUGUAUGUAUGUGUUUUUUUUUUUUUAAGUUCUUAUGAGAAGAGGAGGGGAGGGUCAAUAAACCACUGUGUGUCUGGGCUUAAUCUGAAGAUUGCUCUCCUGGAUUAGCAAUCUGCUCUUGAUUAUCCUCUGCUACAUAUAACGGUGCUGUGAGGGAGGGGGGAGCAUUUUUCAAUGUACCGGAAUUUUGUAAUGAGAUUUUUUGUAAUAAACAAUCAAGGCUACAA
This is a messenger RNA of Artibeus jamaicensis (Jamaican fruit-eating bat), 2708 nucleotides long. It is a transcript of the gene LMNB1, whose product is annotated as lamin B1. The record is from RefSeq and is a predicted model, not a curated record. Lineage: Eukaryota; Metazoa; Chordata; Mammalia; Chiroptera; Phyllostomidae. The coding region runs from base 451 to 2208 and encodes 585 amino acids. The transcript has 11 exons.